GACCCGGAAGUGGCCGUGAGGCGCCGGAGCCCGAGCGCCGCGAGUCUCGCCCCGUUCCCGCUCUCUGGUUCCCGUUCCCGUUCCCGGCUUCUUAUCCGUUCCUGGGCUUGUUCCCGGUCCCGCUCCCGCCAUGGCCACCGCGCGGGCACCGGCGGCUCGCGGCGGGGCCCGGCCCCCCGAGCCCCCCAAGGCCAAGGCAGCCGAGGAGGCCGAGGCUCCCCCGGCCAAGCGGGCGCCCAUCUUCUACGGGAGCCUGGAGGAGAAGGAGCGCGAGCGCCUGGCCAAGGGCGAGGCCGGGCUGCUGGGCAAGGAGGGCAUGAAGGCAGCCAUGGAGGCUGGCAACAUCAACAUCAGCACUGGGGAGGUGUUUGACCUCGAGGACCACAUGAGCGAGCGGCAGGCCGAGGUGCUGGCGGAGUUCGAGCGGCGCAAGCGCGCGCGGCAGAUCAACGUGUCCACGGACGACUGCGAGGUCAAGGCGUGCCUGAGGGCCCUGGGGGAGCCCAUCACGCUCUUCGGAGAGGGCCCUGCGGAGCGCAGGGAGAGGUUAAGGAACAUCCUCUCAGUGGUUGGCACAGAUGCAUUAAAGAAGACCAGGAAAGACGAUGACAGGUCCAAAAAGUCCAAAGAAGAGUAUCAGCAAACCUGGUACCACGAGGGCCCACGCAGUCUGAAAACAGCCAGGCUGUGGCUGGCCAACUACUCCCUCCCCAGGGCAGCAAAGAGGCUGGAGGAGGCUCGGCUGCUCAAGGAGAUCCCUGAGGCCACCAGGACAUCCCAGAGGCAGGAGCUGCACAAAUCCCUGAGGUCCUUGAAUAACUUCUGCAGCCAGAUCGGGGACGAUCGCCCGCUGUCCUACUGCCACUUCAGCCCCAACUCCAAACUGCUGGCCACAGCCUGCUGGAGUGGGCUGUGCAAGCUCUGGUCUGUGCCUGACUGCAACCUGGUUCACACCUUACGAGGACACAGCACCAACGUGGGGGCCAUCGUGUUCCACCCCAAGGCCACGGUGUCCCUGGACAAGAAGGACGUGAGCCUGGCCUCGUGUGCAGCUGAUGGCUCUGUCAAACUCUGGAACCUGGAAAGUGAUGAGCCCGUGGCAGACAUCGAGGGACACAGCAUGAGAGUGGCCCGAGUGAUGUGGCACCCCUCAGGGAGGUUCCUGGGCACCACCUGCUACGACCACUCGUGGCGCCUGUGGGACCUGGAGGCGCAGGAGGAGAUCCUGCACCAGGAGGGGCACAGCAAGGGCGUCUACGACAUCGCCUUCCACACCGACGGCUCCCUGGCUGGCACCGGAGGCCUGGAUGCCUUUGGCCGGGUGUGGGACCUGCGCACAGGCCGCUGUAUCAUGUUCCUGGAAGGGCACCUGAAGGAGAUCUACGGAAUCAACUUCUCCCCAAACGGGUACCACGUGGCCACGGGCAGUGGGGACAACACCUGCAAGGUGUGGGACCUGCGGCAGAGGAAAUGCAUCUACACCAUCCCCGCCCACCAGAACCUGGUCACCGGCGUCAGGUUUGAACCCAACCACGGGAAUUUCCUGCUCACGGGCGCCUACGACAACACGGCCAAGAUCUGGACCCACCCUGGCUGGUCCCCCCUGAAGACACUGGCGGGGCACGAGGGGAAGGUGAUGGGCCUGGACAUCUCCCUGGAUGGGCAGCUCAUUGCCACCUGCUCCUACGACAGAACCUUCAAGCUCUGGACAGCUGAGUAGCUCAGAGGGACAGGUUAUGGACUGGGACAGGGACAUUCAGGACUUUUGGCUGCUUUUUUAUAUUAAAAAAACAAAACAGGGA
Melospiza melodia melodia is the source of this 1802-nucleotide messenger RNA. It is a transcript of the gene PRPF4, whose product is annotated as pre-mRNA splicing tri-snRNP complex factor PRPF4. Gene Ontology annotation, biological process: mRNA splicing, via spliceosome. The record is from RefSeq and is a predicted model, not a curated record. Gene Ontology annotation, cellular component: U4/U6 x U5 tri-snRNP complex. The transcript has 14 exons. Bases 131 to 1720 code for a protein of 529 amino acids. Gene Ontology annotation, molecular function: U6 snRNA binding; protein binding; U4 snRNA binding. NCBI's taxonomy places the organism in Eukaryota, Metazoa, Chordata, Aves, Passeriformes, Passerellidae.